Kwoniella shivajii is the source of this 264-nucleotide messenger RNA. RefSeq lists its product as uncharacterized. The record is from RefSeq and is a predicted model, not a curated record. The transcript has 3 exons. NCBI's taxonomy places the organism in Eukaryota, Fungi, Basidiomycota, Tremellomycetes, Tremellales, Cryptococcaceae. Bases 1 to 264 code for a protein of 87 amino acids.
AUGAGACUAUCACAAGCAAACAAGAUUCUAGUCGGUUCUUGCAUCGUUGUCGUACCUCUCUCCUUCUAUGGAGGUCUGGCCAUCAAAGAACAUUACCUCUCCAACGAAUUGGCGAAAGUGGAUGAUACUCGACCUCCUCCUCAUGAAAGAGCGAUGAGAGCAAGGAUAGCUCAGCUCGAACAAGAACGAAAAGAGUUAAUGAAAGAAGCACAAGACCUCGACUCAAAACUGUUAACCAUGAAGAACCGAAUGGCUUCUGCGUAG